Messenger RNA from Penicillium verhagenii, 1299 nucleotides. RefSeq names its product isovaleryl-CoA dehydrogenase. Gene Ontology annotation, biological process: L-leucine catabolic process. The transcript is spliced from 6 exons. Gene Ontology annotation, molecular function: flavin adenine dinucleotide binding; 3-methylbutanoyl-CoA dehydrogenase activity. NCBI's taxonomy places the organism in Eukaryota, Fungi, Ascomycota, Eurotiomycetes, Eurotiales, Aspergillaceae. The coding region runs from base 1 to 1299 and encodes 432 amino acids. The record is from RefSeq and is a predicted model, not a curated record.
AUGGCCUUCCUUGCCGUCCCAUCUCUCUUGCGCACAUCCACCCGCUCGUUGCGGCGGACCGCCAUCCCCGCACUUGCCCCAGGUUUCGGUCUCGCCCGCAGCGUGUCGACAAAACACCCAGCAGGCUUCACACCCCCGACCGACGAUGAGCUUCUAGAGCUCAGAGAACGCGUACAGGACUUCACAAGGCGAGAGAUUCCAGCCGAGGUUGCGGCGCGGACUGAUGAACAGAAUAAUUUCCCUGCGGAGAUGUGGAAGAAACUCGGUGAUGCUGGCUUCCUGGGUGUUACAGCCGAUGAAGCGUAUGGUGGAUUGGGAAUGGGCUACCAAGCGCAUUGUGUGGUGAUGGAAGAGAUUAGUCGAGCAUCUGGAAGUAUUGGUCUCUCUUACGCCGCUCACUCCCAGCUCUGUGUUAACCAACUCUCACUAAAUGGAAACGAACAACAAAAGGAGAGAUUCUUGCCGGGAUUACUGUCUGGUGAGAAAGUUGGCGCCUUGGCGAUGUCGGAGCACUCUGCUGGCUCUGAUGUUGUUAGCAUGAAGACCAACGCAAAGGAGGUGGAUGGUGGCUGGCUAUUGAAUGGAACGAAGAUGUGGAUCACCAAUGGUCCUGAAGCCGAUUUUGUGGUUGUCUACGCGAAGACACAACCUGAUAAGGGUUCCAAGGGAAUCACCGCCUUUGUUGUAGAGAAGGGCUUCGAGGGCUUCUCUUGUGCUCAGAAGCUGGACAAGCUUGGUAUGCGCGGUUCUAAUACCGGUGAACUUGUCUUCGACAACGUCUUUGUUCCUCGAGAGAAUGUUCUGGGCCAGCUAAACCGUGGUGUCCGAGUUUUGAUGGAAGGCCUCGACUUGGAGAGACUUGUCCUGAGUGCGGGACCACUUGGAAUUAUGCAAGCUGCCAUGGACCUUGUCCUCCCUUAUACGCAUACCCGCAAACAAUUUGGCACUCCAAUUGCUCACAACCAAUUGAUCCAGGGCAAGCUUGCAGAUAUGUACACCAAGCUUGCUGCUUCAAGGGCAUACACCUACACUACAGCACGCGCGGUAGACAACGGUGCUGCAUCAUAUGAUCCACUGGUUAUCCGCACCCAGGACUGUGCUGGCGCAAUUUUGUAUGCCGCUGAGCGCGCAACAGAGUGCGCCUUGGAUGCCAUCCAGCUGAUGGGCGGGAAUGGAUACAUUAAUGAGAUAUCCGCAGGGCGGUUGCUUCGAGAUGCAAAGUUGUACGAGAUCGGAGCGGGAACAAGUGAGAUUCGACGAAUGGUCAUCGGUCGAGCGUUCAAUAAGGAAUAUGCUUAG